AUGGGCUUAACAUUUACGCCAGAAUCGACAUUGAAAUCAGUUGAUCCACGAUAUUUGGUUACCAGAGAUAUUAAUAAUAAUAAUAAUAACGGUUUAACUGAGAAAAUUGAGAUCAAAUUUUUUAGAUACGAACCAACUGGUCAUGUGAUCAUUAAAUAUGUUAAUCUAAGCAAUAAUGAUAGUUAUAAUGAUACCAAACCUGACGAAACAUUACAGUCGAUUGUUAAGCGAACUGAGCAAAGGUUGGACACUAUUUUCAAACUACAGCCCAUCGACGCUAACAUCAGUAGUAAUCAUAACAACAACAACAACAAUGACAGUGAGAUACUAGUGAUGAAAACUGAUGCCAACACCGAUUUGACGACAAUUACAUCGAUUAUGACAACCAAUUCUAAUAAGAAAAUACACAAAACAACAGAUCAAACAAAAAUUCAAAAUCAGACUAACGAUGACAGUGAUGAUGACGACGACAAAGACAAUCUACUGAUCUAUCAUUUACCGAAAAAAAUUGUGGUCAACACCGAUAUGACAAUAACUAUUGAUGAACCAACACAUCAGACACCAGAGGAUCAGACUACAAGUAGUGAUAUUACAGACGACAACAACAACAACGAUAAGUUAGAGAAAAAAAUUGUGACCAAAAUGAAUCCCAUAACAAAACUGCCGAUAAAAAUGACAACUAAUGAUGAAAUAGUGUCGGAAACUGAUAACGAAACCGAAUCGCCGAUAACUCUGGCCAGUGAUGAACAGCUGGAAACUACUGAACCCGAAACCGAACCGUCGAUAACAACAACAACACCAACUAAUGAUGAACUGUCGGAAACUGAUAUAACAACCGAACCGGCGAUAACACCAUCUAAUGAUGAACUGUCAGACAAUUUACCGAUAGUAACGACAGCAUCACAUCAAACAACAACAACAAUCGUAGAUCAGAUAUUAGAUAACGACGAUAAAGAUGUGAUAUUAUUGAAAACAUCGGAAACUGAUCCCAACAAAGACAACGAUAAGGACAGUAUGACUGAGACGACGACAGUAGGGCUGGUAACUGAUCCAAACACCACUAAACCGACUACAACAGUGUCAUCAAUAACAACAACGACAACAAUAAAUAAGACAAAGACAACACUGACUACUAGUAAAUCAUCGGACAAAUUGCCAAAUAUAACAACAAAUAAAUUGGAUAUUAAUCAGUUUGUCAGCACAACCACCACAACUACCAGCACGGAUGAUGAUAACAAUGACGAUGAGAUUCAGACAAAAUCAUUGAAAGAAACUGACAGCAAAACCGAACCGCCAAUAACAACAACAACAACUAGUGAUAAACUGUCAAAAACUAGACCUAAAACCAAACCGCCGAUAACAACACCUAAUACUAAACUACAGGAAACUAAACCCAUAACCGAACCGUCGAUAACUACAACAACACCUAACGAUAAACUCCAGAAAACUGAUACCAAACCCGAACCGCCGAUAACACCAUCAACUGAUGAACUGUUAGAAACUGAUAUAACAACCGAACCGUCGAUAACACCAUCUAAUGAUGAAUUGUCAGACAAUUUACCGAUAGUAACGACAACAUCACAUCAAACAACAACAACAACAAUCGUAGAUCAGAUAAUAGAUGACAACGAUAAAGAUGUGAUUUUAUUGAAAGCAACGGAAACUGAUCCCAACAACGACAAUAUGACUGAAACGACAGUAGAUUUGGCAACUGAUCCAAACUCAACUAAACCGACUACAACAUUGUCAUCAUCAACAACAACAAAGAUAACAACAGAUAAGACAAAGACAACACUAUCUAAUAGUAAAUCAUCGGACAAAUUGCCAAAUAUAACGACAAAUAAAUUGGAUAUUAAUCGGAUUGUCAGUACAACCACCACAACCACAACCACCACCACUGAUGAUGACAACAAUGACGAUGAGAUUCACACAAAAUCACUGAAUGAAACUGAUAUCAAAACCGAACCGCCGAUAACCACAACUAGUGAUAAACUGCUAAAUACUAAAUUCAAAACCGAACCGUCGAUAACAACACCUAAUGAUAAACUGCAAAAAACUAAUUUCAAAACCCAGUCGUCAACAACAACAACAACAACAACAACAUCUAACAAUAAGCUUCAGACAACUGAUCCCAAACCCGAACCGCCGAUAACACCAACCACUGAUGAACUAUCAGAAACUGAUAUAACAACCGAACCGUCGAUAACACCAUCUAAUGAUGAACUGUCAGACAAUUUACCGAUAGUAAUGACAACAUCACAUAAAACAACAACCGUAGAUCAGAUAAUUGAUAACAACGAUAAAGAUGACAUCCUAUUGAAAGUAUCGGAAACUGAUAUCAACAACAUUACCGAAACAUCGACAACAAAACCGACAGAUCAACUACCAGUGGAUCAGGUAUUGACGACUACCUAUAACAGUGUUGGUAACGGUUUGAUUAAGUCUAAAGCUAUAUAUCCCGGCAGCACAACCAUCACAACCACUAUUAGCAGCAAACCAGUGGCAGCUAAUAGUCAGACAACAGAGGAUUCAUCUAAUUUAUACACCCAUUAUCACAGUAGUAGUAGUAGUAGUGGUAGUAUUGGUGAUAAAAAUAAGACAAUAACUACAACUAAAUUGAAUAUUAAUCAGAUUGUCAGCACAACCACCACAACCACUACCACUGAUGAUCACAACAGUGACAGUGAAAGUGAUAUAAAAUUACUGAAAGAAACUGAUCCCAAAACCAGCGAAACAAUGACGACUAUUGGUGGUGAAGAAACGGUAGAUGUUUUGGCAAAUGGGACGACACGACGCCAGACACCAAUAGAUCAGAUCAUCACUAAGGCCUCACCUGUUGUAGACGAGGACAGUAUGACUGAGACUACAGUAAAUCUGAUUGUCGGCACAACCACCACAACUACUACCACUAUCACCGCCACUGAUGAUCACAUCAGUGACAGUGAAAUUGAUAUAAAAUUACUGAAAGAAACUGAUCCCAAAACCAGCGAAACGAUGACGACUAUUGGUGGUGAAGAAAUGGUAGAUAUUUUGGCAAAUUUAACGACACACCAGACACCAGUAGAUCAGACUACCGAAUCGGACAAUGAGACUAAAGAGACGGAAACGGCUGAUCCGUUUGCAAGCAGUGAAUCGGCUGUUAAUAGUAUGGCAACAGAGUCUUCAUCAUCUAAUUUACCGACGGCUCACUUAACUGAUAAUGAUGUCAACGCCGAUAUGACUUCAUCAUCAUCAUCAUCAUCAACAGCAACAGAUAUAAUUGAAGAAUCGUCACCAACUGAUCCAAAAACCCAAACAACAACUAAUGAAGAACAUGUAAGAUCUGAGACAACCAUAACAACAGAUAGCCAAACAACAACAACAUCAGUGGAUCAGAUUGCCGCYACCACCASYACCACCACUACCACCACUGAUGAUCACAACAGUGACAGUGAAAUUGAUAUAAAAUUACUGAAAGAAACUGAUCCGAAAACCAGCGAAACAAUGACGACUAUUGGUAGUGAAGAAACGGUAGAUAUUUUGGCAAAUCUAACGACACGACACCAGACACCAGUAGAUCAGACUACCGAUAACAAUGUCGGUGACAGUUUGAUUGAAUCAACUAAAGCACCGGAAGCUGAUGGCGACGACAACAUCACCAGCAGUCAACUGCCGGCUGUUAAUAGUCUGUCUGUAAAAGUUUCAUCUAAUUUACCGAACCAUCACUUAAUGGCUAAUAAGGUCAACAAUACCGAUAUGACUUCAUCAUCAUCGUCAUCAUCAACAACAACAACAACGACUAAUUAUAAACAAUUGGCGGCAAACUCUAUACCACUAAUAAAGACUACAACACAUCAGUCACCAGUAGUAGAUCCGAUCACACAGGCCUCACAUGUUGUAGAUAACAACGAUAAAGAUAUGAUUUUAUUGAAAGCAUCGGAAACUGAUCCCAACAACAACAACGAUAAGGACAGUAUAACUGAGACGACGACAAUAGUAGAGCUGAUAACUGAUCCAAACUCAACUAAACCGACUACAACAUUGUCAUCAUCAUCAUCAACAACAACCACAACAAAUAAGUCAAAGACAACACUGACUACUAGUAAAUUAUCGGACAAAUUGCCAAAUAUAACAACAAAUAAAUUGGAUAUUAAUCGGAUUGUGAGCACAACCACCACAACCACCACUACCACUGGUUAUCACAACAGUGACGGUGAGAUUGAGACAAAAUCACUGAAAGAAGAAACUGAUCCCAAAACCGAACCGCCGAUAACUAUAACGCCAACAACUAGUGAUGAACUAUCAGAAACUACUGAUAGGAUUACCGAAACACCGAAUCCCGACCACAGCAGUGAACUGCCGGCUGUUAAUAGUCUGUUAACAGUUACAACUAAUAUACCCGACCAUCACUUAACAGAUAACGAGGUCAACAACACCGAUAUGACUUCAUUAUCAUCGAUAACAACAACUAAUUAUAAACAAUUGGCAGAUACUAUACCAAUAAUAAUGGCUACAACACAUCAGUCACCAGUAAUAGAUCCGAUCACUAUAGCAUCACCUGUUGUAGAUGAGGACAGUAUGACUGACCUAACAAUUGGUCUGGUAACUGAUCCAACCAUUAAACCGACUACAAUAUUGUCAACAACAACAACAAAGACAACACUGACUGCUAGUAAAUCAUCGGACAAAUUGUCAAAUAUAACAACAAAUAAAUUGGAUAUUAAUCGGACUGUUAGCACAACAACCAUUACUACUAUCACUGAUGAUCACAACAAUGACAGUGAAAUUGAUAUAAAAUUACUGAAAGAAACUGAUCCGAAAUUUAGCGAAACAACGACCAUUGGUGGUGAAGAAACGGUAGAAGUUUUGUCAAAUCAAACGACACACCAGUCACUAGUAGAUGAGAUUAUCGUCACCAACAACACCACUACCUCCACUACCAUCAACACCACUGGUGAUCACAACAGUGACAGUGAAAUUGAUAUAAAAUUACUGAAAGAAACUGAUCCCAUAAUUAGCGUAUCGAUGACCACCAAUGGUGGUGAAGAAACGGUAGAUGUUUUGUCAAAUGUAACGACACUCCAGUCACCAACAGUUGAUCAGACUACCGAUCACAGUGUUGGUGACAGUUUGAUUGAAACUAAAGCACCGGAAGCUAUUAAUACCGACAACACCAGCAGUGAACCACCGGUUUUAUCUAAUAUCCCGACCCAUCAGCUAACAGAAUAUGAGGUUAACAAUACCUAUAUGACUACACAUUCAUCAUCAUUAUUAUCAACAAUAACAGCUAAUUAUGAACAAUUGGCAGACACUAUACCAUCAAUAGAGACCCCAACAACAACAACAAGUCAAUCACCAGUAGUAGAUCCGAUGACUAAUACACAGGUAGUAGAUGAGGACAGUAUGACUGAGAUGACGACAGUAGAGCUGGUAACUGAUCCAAACUCAACUAAACCGAUUAUAACAGUGUCAUCAUCAACAACAACAAAUAAGACAAUGACAACACUGACUACUAGUAAAUCAUCGGACAAAUUGCCAAAUAUAACAACAAAUAAAUUGGAUAUUAAUCGGUUUGUCAGCACAACCACCACAACCACUGGUGAUCACAACAGUGACGGUGAGAUUGAGACAAAAUCACUGAAAAAAACUGAUAUCAAAACCGAACCGCCGAUAACAACCCCUAAUAAUACUAAACUACAGGAAAUCAAACCCAAAACCGAACCGUUAAUAACAACAACUAAUACUAAAUUACUGGAAACUAAACCCAUAACAGAACCGUUAAUAACAAUAUCUAAUACUAAAAUACAGGAAAUCAAACCCAAAACCGAACCGUUAAUAACAAUACCUAAUACUAAAAUACAGGAAAUCAAACCCAAAAUCGAACCGUUAAUAACAACACCUAUUACUAAACCACUGGAAACUAAACCCAAAACCGAACCGUUAAUAACAACACCUAAUACUAAACUACAGGAAACUAAACCCAUAACCGAACCGUUAAAAACAAUACCUAAUACUAUAAUACAGGAAAUCAAACCCAAAACCGAACCGUUAAAAACAAUACCUAAUACUAUAAUACAGGAAAUCAAACCCAAAACCGAACCGUUAAAAACAAUACCUAAUACUAUAAUACAGGAAAUCAAACCCAAAACCGAACCGUUAAUAACAAUACCUAAUAGUACUAAACUACUGGAAACAAAACCCAUAACCGAACCGCCGAUAAUACCAACUACUGGUCAACUAUCAGACAAAUUACCGAUAGUAACGACACAUCAAUCAACAACCACAACAACAGCAAUCGCACAGCAGGUGCUUAACAAAAAACUUAAGGCUAAAGAUAGAGUCGACAUUUUAUUGAAAUCAUCGCUAACUGAUCCCGACAACGAUAACGACAACAUCACCGAAACAUCGACAACAAAAUCGACAGAUCAACUACCAGUGGAUCAGGAAUUUACGAUUACCGGUAACAGUGGUGGUAACAGUUUUAUUAAGACAACUAAAGCACCGGUAUCUAAGACCAACCACACCAGCAAACCGGCUGCUAAUAGUAAACUAAUGGCAAACACUAUACCAAUAGCAAAGACAACAAAAAUAAAUCACUUACCAUUAGAUCCGAUUAUCAAAGCUCAGGAUAAGUACAAUAUGACUGAAAUAAUGAAAAAAUUGGCGACUAAUCCAAAGACUACCACCAAAUCAACUAAAAUAUCUUCAACAACAUCAUCACCACUACCACCACCAACAACAACAACAACAAUGAUUACAACAAAGUUAAAUACUAUACCGACUAUUAUUAGUAAAUCAUCGGACAAAUUGUCAAAUAUAACAACAAAUAAAUUGGAUAUUAAUAGAAAUAAUCUCAAACAAUUAAUACAACUAUUGAAUCGUAUUACCGAUUCGGGUCGGAUUGGCUACAAUUUUGUCGAAACAAUAUCUAUUUCCGGUUCACAAAUAUCGCAAGUAAACACCAAAUUACAUACACCGGAUCGGGUAUACAAUGGACUUUUAGGUUGCGAUAAACUAAUGGAUCCGGAAGUACGGCAAAUAUUUGACGGUUGUGUACGCAAUUUGAUAUCUGGCCGUCAGCUAAGUCCGGAUAAGCCGCGUAUUUGCUACUACUAUGAGACCAAACAGGCCGUCCAAUUGGACAACUGUAAGAGCCAGGCCUAUCGCAAUCGGGCCUAUACUGUCAGACAGAUUAUUAAUAAAGAGCACCGGCAUAUGUGGUGUACUAUGAAAAUUGCCCGUCCAUUGGGUUGGGAGCACCUGUGUGUGUCAGGUCUGUCCCCGGAACGUAAGUCAGCCAUACGUCGGUGCGAUGAUCGCUAUAAAGAGAUAACACAACCAAUAGCCCAGUGCUACGCACAGGUGUUUGGCGAUAGACAUGACGGCCGGCCCUAUGCUUGUCGAUCGUUUGAACAUUUCAAUAAUUUAUGGCAAUGUCUUGAAUCAAAAACUAGACCACAAAAUAGCGGUAGAAAUGCCAACAAUUGGCAACAAAAAAGUGAAAAGUUGGCCAUCGAUUAUAUGGAUUGUCUCAGAGAUAUUAUAUUAGCAGUCUAUAUGAUUCAACAAUCUAUUUGCCAUAACAUUGAAGUAAAACCCGUAACCAAACCGUUUGGCGAACAAAAUCUAGAAUAUCAGGUUCAGAGACGACAGGACAAUAAAUUGUUGUCUAUAUCAACGGUUAGACAACAAGAUGACGGGUCACUGAUGUUGACCCGUAAUGACGAUAACAGUACUCAACAAGAGUUAAGAAUUCUUGAGGUCAAGAAAAACGAUUUUUGUGUCCUAUUAUUGGUAGACAUCAAAACUAAUACUCGUGACUUAAUUGUCUAUUCCCGUCAAAAGAGUUUAAAUAAUAAAUUAUUGAAAAUCGGUGAACGAUUGAAAUUAAUGUAUAAAAUUGAUUUACCACUCUAUCGGAUGCAACAAAAUGGUUGUAACGAUAAAAUGCUAAAACUUUCAAAUAAUGGUAAAUCUGAUAACAAUCACAACGAAUACGACAAUCAAAAUGUUUUAUUGAUAACAAAAAAGCCGAAAACUAUUCGGUCGACUAUACCGUCAAACUAUAUAAAUCAUAAUAAAAUUUAUAUCGACAAUAGUUAA
Messenger RNA from Oppia nitens, 8082 nucleotides. Its product is annotated as mucin-2-like. The coding region runs from base 1 to 8082 and encodes 2693 amino acids. Lineage: Eukaryota; Metazoa; Arthropoda; Arachnida; Sarcoptiformes; Oppiidae. The record is from RefSeq and is a predicted model, not a curated record. The transcript is spliced from 36 exons.